Molecule: messenger RNA, 1242 nt
Organism: Brenthis ino (lesser marbled fritillary)
Lineage: Eukaryota; Metazoa; Arthropoda; Insecta; Lepidoptera; Nymphalidae
Source: the annotation of a GenBank genome assembly
AUGGAGAAAAUUAUUAAAAUUGGUAAAACGUUGCGUAAUAAUUGGAAAAAGUCAGUAUUCGGUGCAAUUUUGGUCUAUUAUGGAGCUGCAACCCUGAAAGAAAAAUAUGAAAUCAACAUUUUAAUGCAAGCGGCAUGUAAGGAAGCUGCAAAACAUGGUGAUGCACUAAUUCCUAUGGACAGAAAUCCAACACUAGUAACUGUAAUUCUAAAUCCUGUUGCCAACAAACGUAAAGCUAAAAAGGACUAUGAGAAAUAUUGCGAACCAUUGUUACAUUUAGCAGGAUUACAGGUGGAUGUAAUUCAAACUACUUCUGAAGGGCAUGCUAAAGAAAUUGUUGAGACACUACGUGGUACAGAAGCUAUUAUUGUUGCUGGAGGGGAUGGCACUUUGUCUGAGACAGUAACAGGUUUAUUAAGAAGAAAUGAUGAAGCUAACAGGUUCCCGUUAGGUGUCCUACCACUUGGUCGUACAAACAGUCUUGGCAACAUUCUUUUCCCUGGAGGCGAGGGUGUUGAUCGUGUAAAACAACUUAUUCAGGCCUGCAUGGCCAUCAUAGAAAAUAAUACCACAUGGAAAGAUGUUAUGAAAAUUGAACCUCUAGCUGUUGAAAAUGAAACUCCUAAUAAACCAAUAUACGCCAUGACUUCAAUAGAAUGGGGAGCGUUCAGAGACACACUUGCAAAGAAAGAUAAAUAUUGGAUAUACGGACCUUUACGAGGAUAUGCCUCCUAUAUUUUCAAUGGCUACAAAGAUUCCUUAUCCUGGAAUUGUAGUGGAACCUUAAAAUAUACACCACCGUGUGCCGGAUGUAGCAAUUGCUUAACCAAAAAGCCGGAAGUUAAACGGAAAUGGGCAUUUUUCAUACCAACCACAGAGGCUCCACAAAAAGAGGUAAAAGAGAUUGUGAACCCUGAAUGUGCAGUGGCUAAUGAGUUGUGCUUUAAAUCUACUGAUUUUAGGAUUCAUCCUCAGAAUAUUGAUGGAUUAUCAACAUUAAGUGUUGGUUUAGGCAAAAAUAAGUAUAGCUAUACUGAAUUUGUGUCAGAAGGAUGGAGACGAUUGAAUGGCAACAGCGAAACACCAGAAGCAGUUAAAGCUAGGACAGUUGAAAUCCAACCCUUAGAGAACAGGUCUGAUGUAGUAAUUGCAAUAGAUCAAGAGGAAUUUGAUGUCAAACCAGUUAAAGUAACAGUGUUGCCAAAAAUGGUGAAAUUUUUUUGUAAAUCUGAAGUAAAGGAU